This is a messenger RNA of Coffea eugenioides, 3714 nucleotides long. Its product is annotated as disease resistance protein At4g27190-like. Bases 1 to 3714 code for a protein of 1237 amino acids. The transcript is spliced from 2 exons. Gene Ontology annotation, molecular function: ATP hydrolysis activity; ADP binding. NCBI's taxonomy places the organism in Eukaryota, Viridiplantae, Streptophyta, Magnoliopsida, Gentianales, Rubiaceae. The record is from RefSeq and is a predicted model, not a curated record.
AUGGCCAUGGAAGCUAUUCUUGGUCCGAUUGUGGGGAAAAUCGUGGAGAAGUGUAUUGAUCCAAUUAUGCGUCAAUUUCAGUAUUUAUUUUGCUAUAGAAGCAACGUUGAAACCCUGAGGAAUGGCAUCAAAAAACUCGAGCAAAGGAAAACUAAGGUGCAACGGUUGGUAGAUGAAGCAAGAAACAAUGGUGAAGAAAUUGAACCAAUUGUUACUGAUUGGCUAAGUCGGACUGAUGAUCUAGAGAAAGAGGCACAUACUACUAUUUCUGAUGGUACGGAGAAUGUUAAGGUGAAUUGCUUUAAAAUUGUUAGGCUUCCGAAUUUGAAGUCGCGUUAUUUGAUAGGCCGACAGGCUGCCAAAAGAGGAAAUGAUGUUAAAGAACAUCUCAGAGAGGGCCAAUUUGAUGAAGUUGGAUACCUUCCUCCAUUGGGGAAAAUGCCUUUAAGUGAAUCGACCAUAUCCUUUGCUUCUAGGAUGUCAACAAAGAAGGGAGUGAUGGAAGCUUUAAAGCAGGAGAAAACUAGCCUAAUGGCGAUUUGUGGUAUGGCCGGCGUAGGCAAGACUACUUUGGUCAAAGAAAUUGCUGAUCAGGUUAAGUUUGAGAAACUAUUUGAUCGCGUAGCCUUUGCAGCUGUGUCUCAAAAUCCAGACAUGAGCAAUGUCCGAAAUCAACUUGUUGAGCGGUUAGAGCUGAAAAUUUCUGAGCAAACUGAUCUGUCAAGAGCUGAAAGAUUGCAUAUGACACUAACCAAUAGUGACAAGAGAAUUCUUGUUAUAUUGGACGACAUUUGGAAAGAAGUCGAUUUUAAGAGUCUGGGAAUUCCCGUCGGAGGUGAAUGCAGGAGCUUAAAAGUCAUACUGACGUCUCGAUCCUCAUAUGUUUGUAGGGACAUGAGAGCUGAAAUCUUUGAGGUGGAUAUCUUGCCUAAAGAAGAAGCAUGGCUUCUUUUUAAAGAGGUUGCAGAAAUUUCUGAUGAUGCUGAUUUCAGUGAUGUUGCAAAGGAGGCUGCAGAGGAAUGCAAAGGUCUACCUCUUGCAAUCUUUGUUGUUGCCAGGGCAUUAAUAAGCAAUCAUACUCUAGAAGACUGGGAACAAGCCCUUGAACACCUAAAGGAGUACACAAUUAGAGACCUAAGGGGUGUUGAAGAUUCAGUGUUUUCAACAAUUGAGUUUAGCUUAGACUAUUUAAAAAGCAUUGAAGCUAAGUCACUACUUUUGCUUUGCAGUUUAUUUCCAGAGGAUUAUAGUAUUCCAAUCGAAUGUUUGGUUAGGUAUGGAAGAGGGCUAGAAUUGUUCCCAAAUAGACGGAGGUUAAAAGAUGUAAGAUACUGGGUAGACAAGCUUAUUGGUGACCUGAAAAGCUCCUAUUUGUUGCUAAACGAUGCUGAAAAAGAAGACUCUGUAAAACUGCACGAUGUCGUGCGAGAUGUGUGCUUGUCAAUUGCAUCAAAUGACGAGCAUGAGUUUUUAGUGAGCAAUUCUGGAGUGGAAGAAAAGAAUUCUUACACGGCAAUUUCGCUAGUAUCGCAAGAUUCCAAUCGUGAUCUACUUCCAUUUUGCAAGGAAUAUCCAAAGCUUAGGUUGUUGCGUUUGGUAUUCCAACCAGGAGAACUCAACCUAUCAGAAGACUCUUUUGUAGGAAUGGAAGCUCUCAGGGUCAUGGAAUUAAACCACUCCCAAAUUGAAUUUCCACUGUCAUGGCCUGGACAAAUGUUAAGGAGCCUUCGGACACUGUGUCUGGAUUAUUGUGUGUUGGGCAAUGGAAUGUCGUCAAUGCUUGGACACAUGAUUCAAUUGGAAACUUUGAGCCUCUUUCAAUGCGAAAUUCUGGAUUAUCGGUUUCCAGCUGAAAUCGGUCAGUUGAGUAAUUUAAAGUUGUUAGAUUUGAGGGUUGAAAGUAGCCUCCAUCCCUUGCCUAGUGGUAUCUUGUCAAGCUUGAAGAAACUAGAAGAAUUGUAUUUAGGAUCUCGUGAUCAUUUACAGCUAGGGAGAGAUAAAGAAGAGGAAAUAAGAUGCCUUAAAGAGAUCUCAUCAGUCUCUAACCUUGCAUGUCUCCAAAUUGUUUUAUAUGACCUUAACCUCUUACUUCUAUCUUUGCAAGAAUUUGAUACUCAGAAGUUGUCAAGAUUUCACAUUGCAGUAGCUAAUUACGAAGAAGCAAUAGAAUAUCUCAGCAAAAAAUAUCAGUUUCGGAAAAGCUUCGGGCUUUAUUUGUUAGAUCAUGGUGAUGAAGGGUUGAACCAAGUGUUUGAUUCUCACAAUGUUACUAGCAUUGUCAAGAGAACUGAGAAUCUCACUUUGGUUCUUGGUGGAUCAUCAGGCUUGAUGAAUCUUGUGCCUGACUUGGGUGGAAACGGGUUCAUCAAUUUGAAAAGGCUUUCUCUGUGCUUUGGACAAUAUGAAUGCCUUGUUGAUUCUACCGGCAACCUUGUUGCCCGACAUGUUUUUGAAAAUUUGGUGUCCAUGAAGUUAGAACGUUUGGAGUUGAAAGAAAUAUGUAUGGGAUUUCUUCCACCUCGAUGCUUCGGUCAACUUCAAGAGGUGACAUUUUCUAGAAUAAGUGCUUUAGAGUGCUUGUGGAAGGGAUCAGUCGAACCUCCGUCGCUUUGCAACCUCAGAUCUAUUAAAGUACAGGAUUGUGCUCAAAUUACAACUCUCUUCUCACAAUCAGCACUGAAAUGUCUGGUGAAACUCCAACAGAUAAGUGUACAUGGGUGUGAAAAUUUCGAGAGAAUUGUUGUGAGGGAGGAAAGUCUGACAGAGGAAGUGCUUGAGCUACCCCAACUCAAAGCGUUAGACUUACGCUUGACAAACUUUAUUGGUUUUGGCUCUGAAGAUGAUAAAGCUGUGGCUUUUUUUGACCAGGUUUCACUCCCCUGCCUGGAAGUACUAUAUAUUGUUGAUCCUAGUGAUGGCCCGGAACAACUAGUAGGAGGGAAAAUGCCUAGUGGGUCCCUCGACAACUUAAAAUCCGUGUAUCUUUGGGAUUGUCGCUUUAUCCGAUGCAUUGCCAAAGCUGAUACGGUUGCAUUAUUACAAAAGUUGCAAGCACUUGACAUGUGGAUUUGUAAUGGGAUGGAAUCCUUUUUCGACUUUGAGGGUCUAAAAGUUCCAAAUACUCCAUCAGAAAAGGCACUUGAAAUUCUUCCCAAACUAGAGUCACUGUGCUUGCGUGACUGUCGAAGAUUAACCCAUAUUUGGAGGAAUUUUCCUGAAGGGGUUCGAGUAUUCCAAAACUUGAGAAGUCUAGCUGUGUGGGAGUGCCCUUUAAACUGUUUGUUUCAUCCUCCUAGUGUGGCCACCAUGCUCAUAAGUCUUGAGGAACUGGACGUUCGUUGGUGCUCGAAAAUGCAUGAAGUUAUAGGUGCGGAAGAUGAAGAGGUCAGCCAAGAAGAUAAUGCUCGGCAUCAUGAUGUUGGAAAAUGUAGAGAAAUUGCACUGGGAAGAACCAACAAGGAGUUUGUGUUUCCUAAAUUAAACUCUCUGCGGUUGGAAGACCUUAAGAAUCUUCGAAGUUUUGGUGGUAGCCACCGGGAGGAUUAUGAGUUUAAAUUUCCCCUACUCACUGAGUUGUUCAUAAUGAAUUGCCCAAAGUUGAAGAAGUUCUGUUCCGGAAAGUUGGAUGCACCGUGGCUUAAGAAAGUUCAAAUAGGGCCGAGUGACAGGGAGAAUUUUGAACCUCCUGUGGAUUUAAAGGUACUAAUAUCCUAA